This is a messenger RNA of Nymphaea colorata (pocket water lily), 4495 nucleotides long. Its product is annotated as disease resistance protein Roq1-like. The coding region runs from base 404 to 4180 and encodes 1258 amino acids. Gene Ontology annotation, biological process: defense response; signal transduction. NCBI's taxonomy places the organism in Eukaryota, Viridiplantae, Streptophyta, Magnoliopsida, Nymphaeales, Nymphaeaceae. The record is from RefSeq and is a predicted model, not a curated record. Gene Ontology annotation, molecular function: ADP binding. The transcript is spliced from 7 exons.
GCUAAGCGUUUCCAGUAGGACCGCGGGAAGGGGGCAAGUCGCGCCGAAUUAUCUGGGCGCCAAGUCAAAGGUGCCGGCAGCCGAGCACCCACGGCCUGCCUGAGUCGGCGAGGAGCAACAUGAAGGGAGACAAAGGUUCACACGUUACCGGCGAGGAACAAAUCGGCGACCUCACACGUUGGAGCAAUUUCUACGGUUCUACCGUUUUCACAAGGGGUUCGCUUUCAAAAACAUUUUGCCCCUUCCAUUUACUCUUGGUGCCUGGGAAGGUCUAGGUGUCCAAGUCGAAGAAGGAAAUGUUAGAUAGUACCCUUUUCUUGUCCGUGCAUAUAAAGUUGAUAAACAAGAAUCGUUUCGCUGAUAUCAGAGAGGAAGAAUCUAACAUUAGUAGGGACUGAUAGAAAUGGAAAGAGUAGUUGGCGAUCAGAAAAGACCAUCGUCUUCAGUGCCACCAUAUGAAGAGGGUAGGAGUGAGUUUGAGUUUGAUGUGUUCAUAAGCUAUGCAAGGGGAGACAGAGACAAGGUCUUUGCAGGUGAGCUCAAUAAAGUCCUCAAACAGAGAGCAGUCCGAACAUUUUUCGCGGAUGAAGAAGAAAGAGAGAAUGAACGGGAGAGUAUGGGGGAAGUAUUUGCUGCCAUAGGGAGAUCACAAAUUUUUAUACCAAUAUUCUCGAAGUGCUAUGCUAAUUCAAGGUGGCGGCUUAUGGAGAUUGCAAACAUAGUGAACUGCAAGCGAUUAAUCCUUCCUGUGUUCUUUGAUAUUGAUCCCAAACAUGUCAGGAGCCAAGAGGGACCAUUUCUAGUGCCAUUCAAGAAACAUGAAGAGGAUGAUGAAUCAGGGAAAGAGUUAGCCAGAGAAUGGAGAAAUGCAUUGAGAACUGCAGGGGAGAUCAAAGGUUAUGAUGUCAAGAAUGAGGCGGCACCUGGGCAAGAACAAAAGUUUAUCCACUUAAUUGUCAAACGGGUUCUUGAUCAAGUCAACAAGAUUCCUCUUGAUAUAGCUAAAUAUCCAGUUGGGCUUGGACCUCGUUUACAUCAUCUGUUGAAGUUGUUGGAUCUGCAAUCUUCUGGUGUUCGGAUGGUUGGAAUCUGCGGAAUGGGUGGCAUAGGGAAGACCACCCUUGCAAAAGCCAUGUAUAAUAGAAUUUCUUCUAAAUUUGAAGCUGCAUGCUUCUUUUCAAAUAUCAGAGAUGCAGCAAAGCAGUACAAUGGACUCAUUUCUCUCCAAAAGAGCUUAGUUACAGAAAUUUUUAAUGACAAGCAUGCACAUAUAGGCAGUAGUAGCCAAGGCAUUAAUUUGCUGAAAAGACGAAGCCGCUGUAAAAAAGUACUUAUUGUGCUUGAUGAUGUUGAUGACAAUGAUCAGCUUAAUGCAUUGGCUGGCAGUCCAGAGUGGUUUUAUACUGGAAGCAGGAUUAUAAUUACAACAAGAUAUAGUCAUGUACUACAUUUACAUAAGUUGAAUGAACAUGACAUUUAUCAGCUUGAGGAACUCAGUUUUUUCGAAUCACUGCAGCUAUUCAGUUAUCAUGCAUUUGGAAGAGCUGUACCCAUGGAAGAAUACGAUGAGCUAAGUAAGGAAAUUGUGUCAAUUGCUAGCGGGCUGCCAUUAACACUUGAAGUAUUAGGGUCUCUGUUAUUCUACCAGAACAGUUUAGCAGAUUGGGAACAAGUGUUUCACAAAUUAAAACAGACUCAACCUGAAGACAUCCACCAGAGACUGAGAAUAAGUUAUGAUGGACUUGAUGAUAUGGAGAAGGAAAUUUUUUUGGAUAUUGCCUGCUUUUUUAACAGAAAGAGAAAAGAAUAUGCACUUUGGAUGUGGAAGGAUUGUGAUCUCUUCCCAAGUAUUGCUCUCACAGUUCUGUUACAGAAAUCUCUUAUUAAGGUUAGUGAGAAUAAAGACAAAUUUGAGAUGCACGAUCAAGUUGAAGAGAUGGGAAGACAGAUUGUUCGAGAAGAAGGAUUUCCUGAGCUGCGCAGCAGGUUGUGGGAUGCUGAUGAGUCACUGAAUGUGCUACAAGGCCUCAAGGGAACAAGCAAUAUUCAAGGCAUUGGUCUCCAAUUACCAAAGAACAACAUGGCACAUUUAACCACAGAAGCUUUUGAAGCAAUCUGCAAACUUAGACUGCUUCAUGUGGAUAAUGUGAGGUUUGAAGGUGAAUAUCAACAUUUUCCUAAGGCACUAAAAUGGUUGGAAUGGAAAGGAUGCCCUUUGGAAUCAUUGCCAUGUGACCUUCAUCUUGAAAAAACUAUUGUCCUGGACCUAUCCUCUAGCAUGAUAACUCAAGUAUGGAAGCAACAAGGACUGACGACCAUGGCCUUUGAUAAAUUGAAAGUCCUCAAUCUUCACAAUUGUGUGAAUCUCACUAUUUGUCCAAAUUUUAGUAGCCUCCAAUCUCUAGAGAAAUUGGUACUUGAUCACUGUCAUAAGUUGGCUGCAGUUGAUGAAUCUAUCGGACAUCUUAAGCAUUUGGUUUACUUGAGUAUGAGAAGUUGCUUGGCUCUGAAAGAAGUACCAAAUGGUAUUUGUCAGUUGACUUCUCUUCAGAUGCUUGAUCUUUAUUUUUGCCCCAUCAUAAAUUUGCCUGAAGAGAUUGGGGAUUUGCAGUCAUUGAAACAACUCAUCCUUGAAGACACAGAGAUAAAUACUCUUCCAGUCUCUAUGUCAAACAUGAAAAAACUUAUUUUUCUAUCUCUGAGAAGGUGCAAAUCUCUAACAGAGCUACCAGAAUGGAUUGGGAGAUUGGAAUCUUUGAGAGACCUAAUAUUAGAAUUUACUUCCUUGAAAAUGAUGCCUGCAUCUAUUGGCUGUUUGGUUAAUCUCCAGACGUUAAAUGCUAUAUUUUGCAGAUUCCUUUUGUCUUUACCUGAUUCAGUUUGUAAUCUAAAAAACCUUAGGAAACUUGAAUUAGAUGAUGCAGUCAUUCAAAGGGUGCCUACUUGUAUAGGAUCAUUGGAAAAGCUUGAGGUACUGUCCAUGGCACGAUGCACUGAGCUUGAAGCUCUAUUACCAUCUAUUGGAUUGUUGAAAAAUCUCAAGAGAUUAUCUGCUAGUGGUGAUGAGUACAUUUGCAGUAGUCUUAAAGAGCUUCCUGAAGACAUUGGGGAACUCAACAAUUUAAUAUAUUUGGACAUAAGCUAUAAUCCUGAUCUUGCUGUCGUUCCUUCUAGUUUCUUUAAUCUUAGCUCACUGGAGAUACUGAAGGCUGCUGAUUGUAACUGGAUACGGAAGGUUGACAUUGACAGCUUAGGUAAAUUGUCUUCAUUAAAAGAAUUAGACUUGAGAUUCAGUGACGGCUUCUGUAGCUUGCCAUCGUGUAUAGGUGUGCUUCCUCAGCUUGAGAGGCUAGAUUUAGAAUGCUGUGAAAGUCUUCAGUUCCUCCCUCAACUUCCUCCCUCACUAGUCAGGCUUUCUGCAAGGUGUUGCUCUGCUUUGGAGAUUAUGUCUGAUGUUUCAAACUUGAAGGGCUUACAGGAAUUGGAUUUAAGUGGCUGUGAAAAGCUUAUCGACAUUCCAGGCCUUGAAAAUUUGGGCUACUUGAAGGUUGUGAAGCUUGGAAGGUGUAGAAGCCUCUCUGAUACUCAGAGGUACAGAAUUAAGGAAGCAAGCUUUCGACAUUUGUCUGAGUUCUCAAUCUCUGGAAGUCCAACUCUUGGUCGCUCUUUGGAUGCACGGCUGCUCUCUUUCUUUCUUCACAAGAGGUUGCAGUGUGUCAGUUUGUACUUGGAAAUUAGCGGAAACUUUGAAGAUGGGGAGGGAAUACGUGUUCAUGUUGACGUUGUGAAGAAUCAUUAUACCAUAUCAGAAGCUGUAAGUGAAGUUGCUCUGUGCAGGGACCCAUUAAAGUUAGGUAGAAACGAGCCUGUGCUAAUCAAGCUUCAAGAGAAUGAAAGGACGAAAGGUUAUGCAGAAAAUGACCAUGGGAUCAUGCAUGUGUCAAUAGACAGGGGCCUGCUUAUGGGGGCUGAUGUGAAAUUAGGUGCAGAUGAGAGUUUUGCCGAUAGUUAUAUUGAGUAUUUACAGCAUGGAAACUAUUCAUUCUAUAGGUAUGAGGCGAUGGACAUCUCAGUUGAUGGUAGUUCUCAGAACACUAGGUGGUACUGUAGGCUGGUGUUUGAGCAACAGUUGGAUUGGUCCAGACUGCACCACCCUGAAGGGCUCUGGAGGCGCCUCUGAAAGUGAACCUGAGGAACUCCAGCCUCCAGGCCUUUUCCAUUUGCGACGGGGGUUCAGGCAAGUAUUAAGCUUCUGAAACAUGGGAUCCUUUGAUUUUGUUGAGGAGUGAAUGGCAUCAUCAGGUUGGCAUCAUCUUACCUGCUCUUCAACAUAUUUUGGCUUCAUUUCAUGGCUGGUCGUAGAGACCUUCCUCCACAAGAAGAUCGACGUCAUUCCCAAAUUGCUCCUCCAACUCCACAAAAUGUCGCGAAGUCUCUGCACCAGCACCGCUCUGAAUUCCGUCCAUUCCCGGAAAACCAAAAGCCAAGCCGUUGU